This is a messenger RNA of Sorex fumeus (smoky shrew), 2817 nucleotides long. It is a transcript of the gene TUBGCP4, whose product is annotated as tubulin gamma complex component 4. The transcript has 18 exons. Gene Ontology annotation, biological process: cytoplasmic microtubule organization; microtubule nucleation; mitotic cell cycle. The record is from RefSeq and is a predicted model, not a curated record. Gene Ontology annotation, molecular function: gamma-tubulin binding; microtubule minus-end binding. The coding region runs from base 221 to 2221 and encodes 666 amino acids. NCBI's taxonomy places the organism in Eukaryota, Metazoa, Chordata, Mammalia, Eulipotyphla, Soricidae. Gene Ontology annotation, cellular component: centrosome; gamma-tubulin complex; spindle pole.
CCCGGCCGUGCGCGGCGUAUUUCCGUGACGCGGCGCCCGAGCCCGUGCUCGCUUCCCGUGCUCUCCUCUCGCCGGGGCCCUUCGGGACGAACCGCCCCUUCUUGGGCGGGGAGAGGGGCAGGUCGCGUGUCAAAGAGAAAAGCCCACGCCUCCGGAGUCGCCCGGGAAAAGCGCUGGAGGCGGCGGUAACGGGUCUGGGGACUCCAGGUCCGCCGUGGGAAUGAUCCACGAACUGCUUCUGGCUCUGAGCGGGUAUCCAGGGUCCAUUUUCACCUGGAAUAAACGGAGUGGCCUCCAGGUAUCACAGGACUUUCCAUUUCUUCACCCCAGUGAAACCAGUGUCCUGAAUCGACUCUGCCGGCUAGGCACAGACUAUAUUCGCUUCACUGAGUUCAUUGAACAGUACACAGGCCAUGUGCAGCAACAGGAUCACCAUCAGUCUCAGCAAGGCCAAGGUGGAUUACAUGGAAUAUACCUAAGGGCCUUCUGCACAGGGCUAGAUUCAGUUUUGCAGCCUUAUCGACAAGCAUUGCUUGAUUUGGAGCAAGAGUUUGUGGCUGAUCCCCAUCUCUCAAUAUCACAUGUCAAUUACUCCUUAGAUCAGUUCCAGCUCCUUUUCCCUUCUGUGAUGGUUGUGGUAGAGCAAAUUAAAAGUCAAAAGAUUCAUGGUUGUCAAAUCCUGGAAACAGUGUACAAACACAGCUGUGGAGGUUUGCCUCCAGUUCGCAGUGCAUUAGAAAAAAUUCUGGCCGUGUGUCAUGGAGUCAUGUAUAAGCAGCUCUCGGCUUGGAUGCUACAUGGACUCCUCUUGGACCAGCAUGAAGAGUUCUUUAUCAAACAGGGUCCAUCUUCUGGGAAUGUCAGUGCCCAGCCAGAAGAGGAUGAAGAGGAUCUGGGCAUUGGGGGACUUACAGGAAAACAAUUAAGAGAACUCCAGGACUUGCGUCUGAUAGAAGAGGAGAACAUGCUGGCUCCAUCUCUAAAGCAAUUUUCUUUGCGAGUAGAGAUUUUACCAUCCUACAUUCCAGUGAGGGUUGCUGAAAAAAUCCUGUUUGUUGGAGAAUCUGUUCAGAUGUUUGAGAAUCAAAAUGUGAACCUGACAAGAAAAGGAUCCAUUCUGAAAAACCAGGAGGACACUUUCGCCACAGAGCUGCAUCGUCUUAAGCAGCAGCCGCUCUUCAGCCUGGUGGACUUUGAGCAGGUGGUUGAUCGUGUCCGAAGUGCUGUGGCCGAGCACCUCUGGAAGCUUAUGGUAGAAGAGUCAGAUUUAUUGGGUCAACUAAAGAUCAUUAAAGAUUUUUAUCUUCUGGGACGAGGAGAACUGUUUCAGGCCUUCAUUGACACAGCCCAACACAUGUUAAAAACACCGCCCACUGCAGUAACUGAACAUGAUGUGAACGUGGCCUUCCAGCAGUCAGCACACAAGGUCCUUCUAGACGACGACAACCUUCUUCCUCUGUUGCAUCUGACAAUCGAGUAUCAUGGCAAGGAACAUAAAGAUGCCUCUCAGUCCAGAGAAGGGCCUUCUAGAGAAACUUCUCCCCGAGAAGCCCCUGCAUCUGGCUGGGCAGCCCUUGGUCUUUCCUACAAAGUGCAGUGGCCACUGCACAUUCUCUUCACUCCUGCUGUCUUAGAAAAAUACAAUGUGGUGUUCAAGUACUUGCUGAGUGUGCGCCGGGUGCAGGCGGAGCUGCAGCACUGCUGGGCCCUGCAGAUGCAGCGCAAGCACCUCAAGUCCAACCAGACUGACGCAGUCAAGUGGCGCCUGAGAAAUCACAUGGCAUUCUUGGUGGACAAUCUUCAGUACUAUCUGCAGGUGGAUGUGCUAGAAUCUCAGUUCUCACAGCUGCUUCAUCAGAUCAAUUCCACCCGAGACUUUGAAAGCAUCCGGUUGGCUCAUGAUCACUUCCUGAGCAAUUUACUGGCUCAAUCCUUCAUCUUAUUGAAACCUGUGUUUCACUGUCUGAAUGAAAUCUUAGAUCUCUGUCACAGCUUUUGCUCACUGGUCAGUCAGAACCUGGGCCCACUGGAUGACCGUGGGGCUGCCCAGCUGAGCAUUCUGGUUAAGGGCUUCAGCCGCCAGUCUUCUCUCCUGUUCAAGAUUCUCUCCAGUGUUCGGAAUCAUCAGAUCAACUCAGAUUUAGCACAGCUACUGUUACGAUUAGAUUAUAACAAAUAUUAUACCCAGGCUGGUGGAACUCUGGGCAGUUUUGGGAUGUGAGAGUGUCUGAUUCAUAAACUGAAGUAACAAUCACACCUUCUCUAGUCUGUAACAGAAGAUACAAAACCAACAUCCCGUUCAUCUAGCCACACACCAAAUGUCUACGGCCUAAUGAGGGAGCAUGACCUUUUCUCAUAGAAAAGGAGCACAUUUACUGAACAGCUGGGGAUACAGCUCCCAUCAUUCCCAUCCGGCAGAGUCUGCUCCACUUCAGGGAGAGUUCUUCACUUGUCUAAGGUUACUGGAGUAAGUUCUGCUUACUGAUACUGACCAUUCAAGAUCUGUUACAUUGAGAACCUCUGUUAACUCUGUUUAUUCAUCCAAGAGUCACAUACUAUACAUCUGUUACAUGCCUCAGUACUAUUUAAGUUGCAGGAAACAAGGCAAUAAACAUCUGAAGUAUUUUGUGGCGCAUGUGAAAAAAAGAACUCUAUUUGUAGAUAGGCCAUCUUCUGCGUGUUACCUCUAAGGAAGCAAGGCACCAGGUAAGAUAAGGCUUUCCCUCAUACCACAGCCUUACCUCCAGAAAAUUGAGAGUCUUAAGAACCUUAAUCCUGUGUAUCUUGAUAAUUUUAAUAAUUUCCUGUUGUUUAAAU